Molecule: messenger RNA, 1359 nt
Organism: Dujonia railenensis
Lineage: Eukaryota; Fungi; Ascomycota; Pichiomycetes; Serinales; Debaryomycetaceae
Source: the annotation of a GenBank genome assembly
AUGAUUUCGUUAGCUGAAUCGUUGUCUUUCCUCGAUAACCCUUCCUACAAUUGGAAAACCAUCAUUGUGGGUUUCACCAUUGGCCAAUUCGCCUUUGAGAAGUACCUCGACUAUCGUCAACUUCAGGUCUUGAAUAAGAAGUUCCCACCUGCUAGUUUGAAGAAGGAAAUCUCCCAGGAAACCUUCGAGAAGUCACAAGAGUACUCACGCGCUAAAGCCAAGUUUUCAUUCUUCAGUGACACCUUUAGUUUAGUCCAAAGCUUGGCUACUAUUAAGUAUGAUGUGUUGCCUAAGUUUUGGAGCUUAAGUGGCUACUUAAUGCGCGUUGCUGCUCCUAUUUUGCCCAAGUUUAUGGGUGGGGUACUCACCCAAUCCAUUUUCUUCUUCGUUACGCUGCAAAUUGCAUCUACUAUCAUCUCAGCACCCUUGUCAUACUACUCAAACUUUGUAUUAGAAGAACGUUACGGAUUCAACAAGUUGACUGUUCCUUUAUGGAUCAGUGAUAUGUUCAAAGGUUUGGCCCUUGGAACUGUUUUAGGAUCUCCUGCAAUUGCCGGGUUCUUGAAAAUUAUUGAUUACUUUGGAGAUUCUUUCAUAUUGUAUACUUGUGGGUUUGUUUUGUUCAUACAAUUAGUUGCCAUGACCAUCUUCCCUACUUUGAUUCAGCCUUUGUACAACAAGUUCACUCCAUUGGAAGACGGUGAAUUGAAGGACGCUAUUUACAAGUUGGCCAGCUCAGAGAAUUUCCCGCUCACUAAGUUGUUCGUAAUCGAUGGAUCUAAGAGAUCUUCUCAUUCCAAUGCCUACUUCACAGGGUUACCUUGGAGCAAGCAGAUCGUUUUGUUUGAUACUUUGAUUAAGCACUCCACUGUAGAUGAGACUGUUGCUGUCUUGGGACACGAAAUUGGACACUGGAAAUUAUCUCACUUACCAAAGACCUUGGCCUGCACUCAAUUGCACUUGUUUGCGUGCUUCUCUAUGUUUUCUGCAUUCUUGCAUAACUCAUCUUUGUAUACAUCCUUUGGUUUCACCACUGCUCAGCCUACUUUGAUUGGAUUCUUGUUAUUCAAUCAUAUUUUCCAGCCAUUUGAGUGUAUUUCCCAGUUUGGUCUCAACUUGUUAUCAAGAAAGCAUGAAUUUGAAGCUGACCAAUUCGCUAAGGAGCGUGGCUAUUCUGAUGAUUUGGCUAGAGCUUUGAUUAAAUUGUUAAGUGAAAACUUGUCUACGAUGGACGCCGACUGGUUGUACUCGUCCUACCACCAUUCUCACCCAAUUUUAGCUGAAAGAUUAGAAGCACUUGACUACAUUUCCAAGGAAAAGAUUGGUAAGUUUGACGAAAAGGAUAGCAAGCAGGAAUGA